This is a messenger RNA of Dovyalis caffra, 398 nucleotides long. Lineage: Eukaryota; Viridiplantae; Streptophyta; Magnoliopsida; Malpighiales; Salicaceae. The record is from the annotation of a GenBank genome assembly.
AGGACCAAUCGGACUUGCAAGUCGAUUUAGGUCUAACUCAUCCGCCGGAUAGGGAGGUACGGCGAGCCUUCAUUGGGAAUAAGCUAUCCAACCCGAUCACAAGUAGUGUCAUUGACCACCCCGGGCCUUUGCUCGAAUGGGGUCAUUUGCACUUGGGAAAGAAUCCGGAUCGGUUCCAGCUUCUUGCAGACACUCGCUUCCCUUUAUCCCUUACCACAGGGGAAUGCUUUUGCCCAAAAAUUGUCUCCCACUUCUUUGAGGCAUCGGCUACUUCAAUUAGCAUGGGAUCAACUAUCUUCGGAGCCUCUACCAAGCUAGCAAGUGGCGUAAGCACCGACGAGUGGCGGAAGCAUCAACCGUGGCGGAUACACCCGACCUCCGGAAUACACUUGGCUUAG